This is a messenger RNA of Rhodotorula graminis WP1, 1785 nucleotides long. RefSeq lists its product as uncharacterized. Gene Ontology annotation, molecular function: protein binding. The transcript is spliced from 7 exons. Lineage: Eukaryota; Fungi; Basidiomycota; Microbotryomycetes; Sporidiobolales; Sporidiobolaceae. The record is from RefSeq and is a predicted model, not a curated record. Gene Ontology annotation, cellular component: nucleus. The coding region runs from base 1 to 1785 and encodes 594 amino acids.
AUGGCCUCAGACUGGGCACAGCUCAAGCACAAACGCCUCAGCAAAGCCCCACUCGCAUCCACCUCGUCCUCGUCGACCCCUCCUCCUCCAACCUCAUCAGCUCGACCCGAUCCUCCAACCGCACCAGCCGCCACCACCCCUCCCGUCGCCUUCUCGCACCCGCAUCUCCCCUCGUCGCUCGAGGUCCGCAUCCUCCCCGGCCGCGGUCGCGGCAUCGUCGCCAAUGCCGCCUUCCAGCCCGGCCACACCCUCGUCACCACCGCUCCCCUCGUCUCGGCCCUCGACAACCUCCACUACUCGUCGCGCUGCAGCUCGUGUUACCGCGCCGCCGACGACCUCGACUCGGCCCUCCCGCCCGCACGCCGCAAGCUCCUCCAGUGCUCCCUGUGCCACGCCGUCCAGUACUGCACCGCACAGUGCCAGAAGCGUGACUGGCCCGUCCAUAAACACGAGUGUGCCGCCCUCCGCAACGCCGCAAACGCGACCGCCGGCAACAAGCCCGUGCCCGACACGCCCGUGCGCGCCCUCGGCAGGCUGUUGUGGACGAGCGAGGUCAAGGGCAACGACCUGUGGACCCAGGUCGAGUCGCUCGAGUCGCACCGCACGCGCCUCUCGCCCGAGGAGCAAGAGCGCUUCUUCCACCUCUCGAUCGCGCUCGCCCAGUACGUCGGCCAAGAGACGCUCAAGCGGGCUUGCCCCGACGCCGCCGCCGUCCUCGACCUGUGCUCUCGAUUUGCCGCCAACUCGUUCGCCCUCACGGCGCCGACCGACCUGUCGAACCUCGGCGUGUCCAUCUCGCCCCUCACCGCCCUCUUCAACCACUCGUGCGCGCCCAACGCCGUCGUCGUCUUCCCCUCCUUUCCCUCGUCGCCAACCUCCUCGCGCCACAUGCACGUCGUCGCCCUGCACCCGAUCCAGCCCGGCGACGAGGUCGUCACGAGCUACGUCGACCUCGCGCUCCCACGCGACGUGCGGCAGAAGGAGCUGCGCGAGCGGUACAAGUUCGAGUGCGGGUGCGAGGCGUGCGAGGGAGGAGGCGAGGGGCAAGCGGUCGACCCGAGGGAGGCGCUCGCGUGCUCGAGGGCCAAGGAGGGGUGCGAGGGGCUCAUUCGGCUUCCAGACCGCGACUCGACCGUGACCUCGGUCACCUGCCCGACCUGUCGAACGACGAGCUCGUACAAGAGCGUGCAUGCCGCACUCGACGCCGCAAAGCUGGCCUUUGCCGACGCCGACAAGGCGCAGUACAAGGAGCCACAUGUCGCCGCCCUGCACCUCCAGCACCUCCUCACCUCGCUCACCGCUCCUCUCGACUCGACGCCCGCUUUCGCCCCCUCGGCCUACCCCGUCCUCCCCGCCCUUCAGCUCCUCCUCACCCUCCAGCUCCACGCCUCGUCCUUCCCCGCCGCCCUGUCGACCGCCCGCCUCGCGCUCAAGGGCACCCAGCACCUGUACGCCCGGGGCCACCCGGUGCGCGCCCUCGUGCGCACGACCCUCGUCCGCCUCGAGACGAUGCCGCCGCCGCAGGACGCGGCGCACCCGGACGCCGAGACGCGCUACUGGAGCGACGUGCGGGCGCGCGAGGGCGCGCUCGAGGCGCUCGUCGGCGCGCUGAGGGAGGUCGAGGUCGCGUUUGGGGACGGCGGGACCGGCGCGGUCAAGGGCGGCGAGAUGGCCAAGAUGCUGCGGGACCUCAUCAGCGACCAGGAGCAGGGGAUCGUCGUCGGGAGGAGGAUACGUGCGGCGGCAGUCGAGGAGCAGCGGCGGGUGCGGACGCUCCAGAGGUGA